Molecule: messenger RNA, 1287 nt
Organism: Mauremys mutica (yellowpond turtle)
Lineage: Eukaryota; Metazoa; Chordata; Testudines; Geoemydidae
Product: N-myc proto-oncogene protein-like
Exons: 3
Coding region: 1-1287 (428 amino acids)
Biological process (GO): regulation of transcription by RNA polymerase II
Molecular function (GO): DNA-binding transcription factor activity, RNA polymerase II-specific; RNA polymerase II cis-regulatory region sequence-specific DNA binding; protein dimerization activity
Source: RefSeq, a predicted model, not a curated record
AUGCCGGGUAUGUUCAGUAAAAACCUAGACCUUGAGUUUGACUAUUUGCAGCCGUGCUUCUAUCCAGACCAAGAUGAUUUUUCUUUGUGCAGUCCAGACUCUGCUUCCCCAGGGGAGGACAUCUGGAAAAAGUUUGAACUGCUGCCUACCCCUCCUCUGUCUCCCAGCGGGGCAGGACUUCAGGUGAACCCCGCAGGAGGGGACCCAGUGCCAUGGGCAGGGGUGGCUUUCGGGGGAUUCCGAACCCAUGAUCCUCUGGACUGGCCAUCUAAACUGCUGCUGCUGGCUGAGGCCGACCUUUGGGGGAGCACAGAUGAAGGAGACUUAUUCAAGACAGGUUUGGGGGAAUGCAACAACCUCAGCUCCGUCAUGAUCCAGGAUUGUAUGUGGAGUGGCUUUUCUGCCCACCAGACGCUGCAGAGGGCAGUGAAUGAGAAACUGCAGGGCCAGUUGGGAGCUGCCGUGGCACCAUUGACAGCUGGCACAUCCACCACCACCGCCAGCCCUGGGGCCACCAACAGCAACAGCCAAGCAGAGCUCCCCAGCUCUAUGUUGGAGUAUAUGGAUCCUGCAGAGGUGUUCCCCUUCCCCAUGAACAAGAGGGAGCCAGUGACAACAGCCCCAGCACCAUGGGGAAGGGAUGGCAUCCAGGUGAACUUUAGUGGGAGCAGUGGGAUCGAAGAAGGGGCAGCAGCUGCCACCCAGCGCAGCAGCUGCCACACAAGUGCCACCAGCAGCUCAGGAGGUGAUACUCUCAGGGACUCGGAUGAGGAAGAGGAUGAAGUGGAAGACAUUGAGGUUCUGGCAGAGGAGAAAAGACACUCUUCCUCCAAGAAGACUGUUAUGACUAUUAUUCUAAAGCAUUGCACCCCGAUUCACCAGCAUUAUUACUACGCUGCCACUUCCCCAUACAUUGAAAGUGAAGAUGCCCUGCCGCAGGAAAAGCUAAAACAUGAGGUGCCCCAUGUCACAGAUCCCAUGAUCCAACCAGAGUCUAAGAGUUCAAGUCCUCAAAAUGUAGAGUCAGAGGUUAGCAAACGUCUACGCCUCAAUUGUCUGGAACGUCAGCGGAAUAAGGAUCUGCGCUCUAGUUUCCUCACGUUAAGGGAUCAUGUACCUGAACUGGUUAAAAAUGAGAAAGUUGCAAAAAUACUCAUCUUGAAUAAAGCCACUGAUUAUAUCCAUUCCCUUCAGGCAGAGGAACACAAGUUAUUGCUAGAAAAGGAAAAAUUGCAAGUCAGAAAACAGCAGUUGCUAAUGGAAAUAGAAUACAUGGAGACGUGUUAA